Molecule: messenger RNA, 2515 nt
Organism: Chara braunii
Lineage: Eukaryota; Viridiplantae; Streptophyta; Charophyceae; Charales; Characeae
Source: the annotation of a GenBank genome assembly
AGGCUUUGAGUCAGUCCACUAGCGUAAUGGCAAGCCAGCCAUUAGUGACGACUCCCCAGGAGGUCGCCAUACAGCGAGCUGCUGCUCGCAAGGCAUAACUACAGCAGGCUUUAGGAGAGAUUAAGGCUAAGAAAGAGAGAAUGAUUAGGAGAAGAGCCAGGAUGCAGCGGAGGCAAGAGGACGUCAGUGAGUUAGAGGAUAUGGACCCAACACAAAUGGAUGAUGAUGAUGUGAGAACCAUUUGGUCGGUCCCGUUAAGUGUAGUGGAAAUACAGGAUCACCAGACAGAGAUCUUACAGGACAUCCAGCAAAGUCUGGCUGUGUUAGUCGGGCGGAUGCGGGCGUCACCAUCACCGUCCGGGCCAGGUGCCUGGCCCGUUGCACAUCCUCCUCCUUUUGUCCCACUGGUGACUGGGGUAUCCCCAUAUGUAGCCCCAUCAUCGGUUGCUAUCGUUUCCCUAGGUAUGCAGUUAUCAGGAGGGCUCUCAUCAGGUCCUAGUUUGCAGGUUCCUGUACAACCAGUGUAUUCCCAACCGUCGUUGCAGAUUGCAAUUACAACGCAACCUGCUGUCUCACAGCCUGUACAGCCACAGGGUACACAGGCCCUGCAGCCAGUGCAGCCGCCUGUAUCACACGGUCCACAACCCAGUGGGAUGCAGGGACCGGGACAAACUCAGUGGGUACCAAAGACGGCCAUCGUCGCUCCUAAACCCUUCACAGGGGAUAAGAGGGGCAAAGACCUCGACACUUGGUUGAGGGCAAUGCUGGUCUAUGUCAAGUGUAAGCUCACCUUGCCGCACGAGGAAGUGCUUGUGGCUGCAUCUUACCUAGAGGGUAGUGCAACAAGAUGGUUGAGUGGUUUAGUACAGCUGCAGGGAUACGGUCAUGACUUUCGCGCUUGGGCGGUCACCCAGCAAUUGGAUGACUUCGUUAAGUUGGUGGAAGAAAGGUGGCAUGAUCCUCAGGAGGCCCAAAAGGCCACUAAUGCGAUCCAGACAUUGCACAUGAGGCAGUUCAAGUCAGUGAGGGAGGCCACCGACACUGUUGAGCGUCUGAUCUGUGUCCCUGGGGUGCACUGUGACCCCCAAGUUUUACUCACCUCCUACCUGAGAUGCUUUCCUAUGCCUCUCAGGAAUCAGUUGGCAGGCGAGGCCAACAUCAAUGUUCACAACUUUCCCUCGUUUAGCAAAAAGGCCCUAGACCUUGAGGCGAAGGGUCGCAUAAUGUUUGUCGAUAACGAUGGUUCAACCAUCGAAUUAGACGAUAACUUUCGGGAGGGAGUAGGUUCAGAGGCUGGCAGCAUUGAAGCUUUAGGGGGUGGAGUUGUUGCUGUUGUAGCUCAGAAAGGCCCUAGAGACUCUGUGUCUAUAGAUUUCAUGGACACUAAAGUGAAAAGCAGGAAUGGGAAAAGCCAAGUUAUGGUAAUUGUUGAUAGGUUCAGCAAGUUUGCUGUUUUUGUAGCAUUACCUGCGGAAGCUAAAACUGACUUAGUAAUUCGAGAAUUCUUCAAGCACUGGGUAGAGGACUACGGUCAUCCCUUGACUAUUGUUAGUGACAGAGACUCUCGGUUCACCAAUGAACAAUGGCAGCAACUAAUGAGUGUCUAUGGCUCUAAGCUGACGAUGUCGCCGGGCCGACACCCUGAGACAAAUGGGCAGACUGAGCAAAUGAAUAAGCUCUUGCAGCAGACGCUGCGUAUGUACAUUCGUCCCGACCAGAUUGACUGGGAUGAACAUUUGCCCAAAGUUGCUAGUGUCUACAACAACUCUAUGCACUUAACUACUUGCAGAACUCCGAUGGAGUUGCAUUUGGGAUGGAAUCCCCGCAGACCUAUAGACUGUCUGAACCCGGAUAGAGCACAUAAACUUUCGCCAGGGACUAGAGAGCUCGCAAUGCAAUAUCAGAAAGAUUUGGAAAAGGUAAAGGAGAACAUAAUAAAAGCGCAGCAUCAAAUGAUUGAACAGGCCAAUAAUCACAGAAGACGUUCUCAGUUUGCUGUAGGCGGUCUGGUUUGGGUAAAAUCAAAGGAGUUUAUCCGAGAAGAGAACAUAUCUCAGAAGUUGUUACCCACCUACAGAGGACCGUGGCAAGUAUUGGAUGUGAUAGGGGAUGUGGAUGGACCCUCCUAUGUUAUUGAGAUCCCACCGCACUUGCAUACCUACCCAGUGUUCCAUGCAUCAAAGCUCCUACCUUGCGUAACUAGCGAACUAUUCCCGAAUCGAAGAUCAGCAACUCCCCCAAGUAUGGAUGGGAAAUUUGAUGUUGACAGGAUUAUUGUUGAAAGUACUCUUCAGACCGGACGUAGAGGUAGACCACAGCGACAAUACCAAGUCAGAUUUGCAUAUCAAGAUCCAAGUGAACACCGCUGGUACACUAGAGAAGAGCUAAUUGAAUCUGCACCUGACAUAGUAACGUACUGUGAACGAGCAAGGGAAGGUGUCAAUGUUGUGGACAUAUAAGAUUUUCUCAGAGGACCUGGAAAUUAGGCCGGCGAGAGUAAAAGGGCCUUUACGAU